Vicia faba (fava bean) is the source of this 1245-nucleotide messenger RNA. The record is from the annotation of a GenBank genome assembly. NCBI's taxonomy places the organism in Eukaryota, Viridiplantae, Streptophyta, Magnoliopsida, Fabales, Fabaceae.
AUGAUCGCCGCAAUUUCAUGGAUUCCUAAAGGAGUCUUCAAAGCGGAACCUGUUUUCGCCGAACCCCCUUCCAAAGAGGAAAUCGAUGAACUCAUCUCAAACACGCGUGAUGUGGAUGAAGAGAAGGAUAUGGAAGAAGACGAUGAAGUUGCACAUGCUUUAACAGUAGCUGAUGCAAUUGGUAAACCAUCCAAGGAAAAUACUGGCGAUAUUACCCUCGCCUUGCAAGAGCUCAACAUGGAAACCUAUGAUGAUGAAGAUGAUAAAGGUUUUGAGUUGUUCAGUUCAGGGACGGGUGAUCUUUAUUAUCAGAGUAAUGAAUUAGAUCCAUAUAUCAAAUAUAAGAAUGAAGAGUAUGAUUCUGAAGAUGUUGAAGACAUGAUUAUUAAUCCAACCGAUUCUGUUGUUGUUUGUGCGCGUACGGAAGACGAUGUCAAUUACCUUGAAGUUUGGAUACUUGAGGAUGCCAAUACCCGGAGGAGAAAAGGAAACUUCUUGGCCGUUGGUUCAAUGGGACCAUCGAUAGAAAUUUGGGAUCUUGAUGUUAUUGAUGAGGUAGAACCAUGUGUGGUGUUAGGUGGCAAAGGGCAAAGCAAAAAGGGGAAACAUGGGAAAAAGAAAUCAAUAAAAUACAGAGAGGACAGUCACACUGGCUCAGUACUUGGUCUUGCUUGGAAAAAGGAGUUCAGCAAUCUACUUGCAAAUGCUAUUGUUUUGAAGGUUAUAAGGAAUCCGUCACACUCAGGCUGUACGUGGUCAGUCGGUGCUGAUGUAGAGAGCUUGGCAUGGGAUCCACACGUUGAGAACCUUUUUGCGGUGAGUCUUGAAGAUGGUACCAUCAAGUGUUUUGAUGUCCGAAAUGCCAUGUCCAAUGCCACAUCUGAGCAGAGUGCUACUUUUACACUUCAUGCACAUGACAAAUCUGUUACCUCCCUAGCCUAUAAUAUGUCAGCUCCGAAUCUUCUUGCUACUGGAUCCACGGAUAAAACGGUAAAACUAUGGGAUUUUUCUAACAACCAACCAUCUUGUGUCGCAACGAAAGAACCAAAAGUUGGGUCUAUCUUUUCUAUCUCUUUCGCAGAGGACAACCCAUUCUUGUUGGCAAUAGGAGGCUCAAAGGUAAAAUUAGAAUUAUGGGACACCUUAGUUAACGAAGGUGUCUCUCGAAGAUAUGAGAAAUACAGCAGGAACCAACCUCAAUCCUGUUGGCUGAAGAUUUUGAUAAUAUUAUUAGAAGCCAAGUGA